Penicillium griseofulvum is the source of this 534-nucleotide messenger RNA. RefSeq lists its product as uncharacterized. NCBI's taxonomy places the organism in Eukaryota, Fungi, Ascomycota, Eurotiomycetes, Eurotiales, Aspergillaceae. The transcript has 3 exons. The record is from RefSeq and is a predicted model, not a curated record. The coding region runs from base 1 to 534 and encodes 177 amino acids.
AUGGCUGACGGACUCAAUCAAGCCCGCGCUAUGCGCGUCGCAGAGAUAAUCAACGACUACCGCACUCUCCUAGUCCACAUCUCGCAACAACAUGUCGAACCAUCCCAAGAAGAAUACUGGGAAGAUGGCUUCGUGGUCCUCCGCGAGUCCCUAGCAUCCGCCCAAACCCUAAUGUCCGCCAAUUACCAACCCUGUCCGGUAACAGGGGGGAAUGUCGAGACCGAGAAAGCAGAGCUACAGAGAGUCAUACUGGACGGCAGCGCACGUCGAUUCCAAGCACACAAGAUCUACCUCCGCGCCGCCGCAGCACGACGAUGGGCCAUGACCCGCGCCAGCAUCCUCCGCGGCUCAAGCGCAACAGCCCAGCACUCAGCAGCCCUGAAGAGCGCAACUGCCACGCUCCAUCAGGAUCUGGCUCGUUUCACGGACCAACAUGUCGUGGCGGAUUUGCGAGCUGCUGAUCUGCGUGCUGGGCACUGGCUUGAUGAUGAUCCGUCGUUGGAGGCGAUCCGGCGCUGGGUUGUGGGUCGGUAA